AUGCUAAAUUUUAAACCAAAACAAUAUUUAAUUACCUUAAAUAAAUUACAGUAUUUUACCCCAGCACGGAAUCGAUGGAAAGUGAUAGCGGAGAGCAUAGGGAUACCGAAUUUGCAGGACGAAGCCGCCAAGGAGCUGGCCGACGACAUUUCCUACAGGCUAAAGCACAUCAUACAGGACGCUGCGAAGUUCAUGAACCACGCGAAACGCGUGAAGUUGAUGCAGAGCGACGUGGACUCGGCCCUGAAGUGCAAAAACAUAGAGAACCGCCCGUUUAGGUUUGCCAGCGGUGGCGGGCGGGAGUUGCACUUCAUUGAAGAGAAGGAGGUGGAUUUGAACGAUUUGCUGCAGAAUUUGAACCCCAAAGCGCCUCUCGAAGCAGCCCUACGUUCACACUGGCUUGUGAUCGAUGGGGUGCAGCCUACGAUACCCGAAAACCCGCCGCCGGUGGCCAAAAACGUCCAAAAAUUGGAAUCAGUUGACCCCAUAAACAAAAAACCUAUCAGCGAGACGUCUGGGAAGCCCACAACAGGCAAACAAAAGCUGAAAAACGUGGAAACCGUUCAAAUAAAACAAUUGGCAACUCAUGAGUUGUCCGUUGAGCAACAACUGUAUUAUAAAGAGAUAACGGAAGCUUGUGUCGGUUCGGAUGAAACGAGGAGAACAGAGGCCUUGCAAAGUUUGGCUUGCGAUCCAGGUUUGCACGAAAUGUUGCCCAGAAUGUGCACUUUUAUUAUUGAAGGUGUCAGAGUGAAUGUAGUGCAAAAUAAUUUGGCUUUGUUAAUUUAUCUUAUGAGAAUGGUUAAAGCUCUGUUAGACAAUCAGUCAUUAUAUUUGGAGAAAUAUUUACAUGAAUUGAUACCAGCUGUUACAACAUGCAUAGUAUCAAAACAGUUAUGCAUGAGACCUGAACUAGACAAUCAUUGGGCUUUAAGAGAUUUUGCUUCAAGACUUAUGGCGCAAAUUUGUAAAAACUUCAACACAAGUACAAAUAAUAUACAAACUAGGAUUACAAGGAUGUUUACCAAUGCGUUACAGCAAAACGAUAAAGUUCCUUUUCCGUCUCUGUACGGGGCUUUGCAAGGGCUGUCGGAAUUGGGGCCCGAAGUUGUCAGGAUUUUGAUAUUGCCGCACAUAAAAUAUAUCGGCUCGAAAAUCGAGACGCACCUCGAGGGCAACCUGCAAUCGAACAUCGACAAGAUCGCGUCGAGCCUCAUCAAGCAGCUGCUGGUGAAGGUGCUGGCGCCCGUGCUGAAGUCGCUGCGCAACCCGCCCGACAACCUGGACGAGUACCGGCAGGAGUACGGCUACCUGGGCGCGGCCCUGCACGUGGCGGUGGCCAAGGCGCGCGCCCAGCCCGCCGCGGUCGCGCCAGCCGCGACGACGUGCAGCGCCACCGGCAACAUCGCGACCAUGGGUACCGCGAUCGCGAGGACCGUGGCCACGCCCAGCGCCAUCUUGCAGCAACAGUCCUCCGCGCCGGGCAGGACGAUAGUCAUGAACCCGGGCAGCAGGGUGCCGCAAGCGCAGGGCAACCAAAAGUUCGUGUUCGUCCAGCAGAGGGCGCAGACAUCGUCGGGACAGGUGCAAACGCUGCAGCAACAGCAGCAGAUAGUAAAAAGUACAAGGGCAGCAAAAAGUGGUGCAAACGCAGCCGAAACUGGUCGUGGUUUCCAACCAAGGUUUCGUCCAGGGGCAAAACGUCAUGACCGCCAACCAGCCGCCGGUUUCCGUCGUGCAAAAACCGAACUUCACGAUACAGCAGAACAACCAGAAGGAACCCCCCAAUGUGGACGAUUUGUCGCAUCUAGCUUAGAAGUGUUUUCACAAGGCGAAGAGGGAAUCUAUAUAUUCCCAACAAAUCUUUGCAACCUGGAUUUCCACACACCCUGUGAAGUUACAGUCAAGUGGGUGGAGGCAAUACAAACAAAACUCCCCAUGUGCAUAGGGGGGGCCAUAUUCGGGGCAGAAAGAUUAAAACCCAAGCACAGGAAAUUAUACACUGAAAAAUAUCUGCCCUGGGCUAUAAAGACUGGUAAAAAUAUGGAUUUCCUACUAAAUAUUUAUUUUGAGAAAAGGUGGGAGCAAAAUGUGCAAGAAUUGUGUCAAGAAAUUAACAUGGUGCCUUUAAAAUUAGAGGAAUAG
Brassicogethes aeneus is the source of this 2145-nucleotide messenger RNA. The record is from the annotation of a GenBank genome assembly. NCBI's taxonomy places the organism in Eukaryota, Metazoa, Arthropoda, Insecta, Coleoptera, Nitidulidae.